AUGCAAUUCCUGAACAAACUUGGUUGUAUAUUCCUGCAAGACUAUUUUGUCAAUGUCAACCCCCCUCCGUGCCUCACAGUCCCUGAAGUGCUGUCUGAUCCUGCGCUGGCAACUAUCCAUCAGGCAUUCAGGCACAAUGAUGGACUCAUCAAAUCUCUGUUAUGGAGAAACGUGUCGCCGGAGGACCGUGAGAUCUUUGAUAUCCACGACACCUUGCUGGCCGCCUGGCAGGUGCUCCAUCUUCGCCAUCAGGCCGUUGGUGACAAGCUGAAGGCUGAAAUCUGGAUGAACCUCUUUGGUAUGGCUUUCACUCCUGGUCCCGAACAGACCGCAUCCAGCACUAUUGCUUCUGUUCAUGUGGACACCCGACACCUCUUCAAGGCCCGGCUACCAAAGACCAUUGAGGACAUCGUGAACAUCAUUUGUAUCAAUGCCCUGUCUGUGAAUCUCCCUGACAUCUUUGCCAACGUCAUGCACGACUUGGCUAGCUGCAAGGUGCUGACUUCAGAAAUCGAGUGUUCGGUCCUUGGUCGCCAGAAGCCUUCCACUGUUGCCAAUGCUGUCUGUGUUCACGCGUCUUCUCACCAGUCCAAGGCCUCCGGUGCGAGCAAUGGCAAGAAAGAUGGUCACCACCACAACCACACUUUCUUGAGCUACUGGUGUAAGGUCUGCAAUGCCUCCCCUUGUAUGAAGAAGGACCAACCAGGUGCCGUUCUGGUUGCAUGCAACAGGGAACCUAUGAAGUCCCCCAAGAGCUCUGCUCUGGCUUCCUGA
Molecule: messenger RNA, 774 nt
Organism: Punctularia strigosozonata HHB-11173 SS5
Lineage: Eukaryota; Fungi; Basidiomycota; Agaricomycetes; Corticiales; Punctulariaceae
Exons: 1
Coding region: 1-774 (257 amino acids)
Source: RefSeq, a predicted model, not a curated record